GUUGAGUUCGAGUUUCCUACCUUCUAUAGAAACAGGAAUAAAUAUUCUUCUUCCUUUUUAUUUUAUUUUUCCCCUUCGAUCAAAGCAGAAUCUGGGAACCUCUCUAAAACCCUAUUAAAGCUCGUCUCUCUCUCUCUCUCUCUCUCGCCCUCCUCAUCUCGAGUUCCCAAACCUAAUCAUACAUAUCUCGAAAAGCUUCCUCCUUUUCUAGCCGAAUUCUCCAUACCCCCUCGGUUCACUUUCUCUGCAGAUAUGGCUACCGAGGAAAUUGUUCAUGCGGCUGAAGUCUCUAAGGCCUUUCUUGAUCAGUACUAUCAUAUUAUCGGAAUAAUGCCUGAGGAAGCUCGUAAGUUUUAUGUCGAUGCUAGCGUUGUCACCAGACCAGGACCUCAUGGUACUAUGAUGUCUUGUACUUCCGUUGAGGCUAUCAACGAGCACUUCGUUUCGUCUAACUAUGAGGGUACGACCUUUGAGGUUCUGAGUGUGGAUUCUCAGAACUCAGUGGAAGAUGGAGUGUUCAUAAUGGUGAUUGGUCUCUCAACCGUAAAAGACAACAAGAAGAGGAAGUUUUUCCAAAUGUUCUACCUGGCACGUCAAACCACGGCCUACGUUGUCCUCAAUGACAUCCUCCGUUACGUCGACGAGCAGGCUUCCACUCCAAUAACUCCACCAGUUGUUGAACCUGUGCCAGAAGUUGAGAUUGCGAAGCCAGUUGAGGAGAUAAGCAACAAAAGUGAUGCUUCUGCUGAGAACUCUGUUGUUGCUUCUGAAGUAAAGAAGGUUGCUGAGAACGUUGUUGUUGAUGCUGCUUCUCCAUUGGACAAUGGAAAGACCAAGCAGUCUGAUGAGAAAGAUGUUGCUGCUCAGAAACCGAGAGAGCCCGUUGCUGAAACAGCUGCUGCUCCUCAGCUUGAUGGAGGCAAGAAAUCUUAUGCUGCGAUGGUUGAAUCACUGGCAAGAAACGCUGCUCCAUUUCAAGUUAAAGCAGCUGUUCAGAAACCUAGACUCAUGGGACAACCACGUGCAGCUGCAGCACCUCGAGCACCUGCAUCUACUGCUGCUGCUGCACCUCGAGCACCUGCUGCUUCCGUUGGUAAAUUUGAAAAGAAGAAUGAUCAGAGGAUGAUUGAAGAGCCAGGAACUUCGAUAUUCGUGUCGAAUCUUCCAAUGGAUGCUGUGCCGCCUCAACUCCAUGAACUGUUCAAGGAUUUUGGUCCUAUCAAAGAACAUGGGAUUCAAGUCAGAAGCAACAGGGGUUCAGGAGUUUGCUUCGGUUUUAUUGCCUUUGAAUCUGCAACCUCUGUCCAGAGCGUGCUUCAGGCUGCCAAGAACAAUCCCUUCAAGCUUGCAGAUCGUACUCUUCUUGACUAUGAUGGACGCAAACCUUCCGGUGGAAGAAGCGGAGGUGGAAGCAAGACUCAGAACGGCUCUGCAGACGGCGGAGAUGAGCUGAGGCGUAACAGAAACCGUAGGAACGGUGGCAGAAACGAGAGAAGAGGAGACCGCAACGCAAAUGGAGACAGUAACCAGAAAAACAGUGAAGGAGGAGCAGCUCCUGAGGUUCAAGCUUGAUGCUCUCCUCUGAAAACAACACCACAAACACAAGAACAGUUAUAAUUUGCAGCCUUCUUAGAAAAUUUAUUAUUUUAAGAGAUAAAGGAAGUGCUUGCAAGUUGAGAUUAUUUUUCUACAUUACAGAUUCAUAUCACUUUACCUUUUUUAGGUUCUUUUUUUUUGUUUUUUUUUACUCCUUAUGGGACUCAACAUACAAAUUCUUCUGUUUUUCUUUUUCUUUUUCACCAGACAAUUGUUCUUCUGUCUUUUGGUUUCCUUCUAUAUUCCAAAUUUUUUAUUCGAAUAUUCUUCUUUCUUAUUAUAGCUAUCGGUCAAUUGUGUAA
Molecule: messenger RNA, 1898 nt
Organism: Thlaspi arvense
Lineage: Eukaryota; Viridiplantae; Streptophyta; Magnoliopsida; Brassicales; Brassicaceae
Source: the annotation of a GenBank genome assembly